AUGGUUUGUGCUUCUAGUAAGCGUCACGAUGAGUUACAAAAGGCGAAGGCAAUUGAGAUUAAAGAAUUAUUGGAGUUGGGUGAAAUCAAAUCGGGAAAAGGAAAAAACCAGGUCGGGACGUUAAGAAGGGUCGGGGAUACACGUUGGGGUUCCCAUUAUAAUUCCAUUUGUAGUUUGAUUAACAUGUUUGGUGUCACUCGGGCUUUUCUCAAGGGAAUAAUGGAGGACAAAACUAAUAAUACCCAGGUGAUGCAAAAGACUGAUGCACUUUCUCAAGGAUUACAAAAGAAAUCCCAAGACAUCCUUAAUGCAAUGGAGUCAGUUUCAGCCACAAAGCCCGAUAUGAAGGCUCCAUAUAAAUCUACUCGGUAUCGGCCUCGUAAAAAUGAUCUUCAUGUUACAUUUGAACAUUUUUACCGAGUAGAUUUGUUUAUGGAGACAUUGGAUAAGCAAAUACAUGAGAUAGAUUGUAGAUUCAGUGAGCAUAAAGUAGAGUUGUUAUCUCUUGGUGCGACUUUAUGCUCAAAACAGAUUAAUAUUGGUGACAUUGUUCUUCUUGUUGAGAAAUAUUAUCCUAUCGACUUUACUGAGCAAGAGAGAAAUCAAUUAAGAUGUCAAUUGGAGACUUUUCAAGUUGAAAGGAUAAAUAAUGCCAAGCUAAGUAAGGUACCAACCCUUUCUGAUCUCUGCCAAACUCUUGUAGAAACUGGAAAAAAUAGUAUGUACGAUUUGGUUGAAAGAGUGUGUCGCCUACUCUUGACACUUCCGGUUUCGACUGAAACAACAGAGAGGGGAAUUUCGACAAUGAAGAUAUUCAAGACUCGCCUACGUAAUAAGAUGUCCGAUGACAAUCUAGCAAACAGUAUGGUGAUUUACAUAGAAAAAGAAAUUGCUAGCAAGUUUGAUGCGGAGUCCAUAAUUGAAGAAUUCAAGGUUCUUAAAGGUCGAAAGGCUAAACUUUAA
Molecule: messenger RNA, 963 nt
Organism: Erigeron canadensis
Lineage: Eukaryota; Viridiplantae; Streptophyta; Magnoliopsida; Asterales; Asteraceae
Exons: 3
Coding region: 1-963 (320 amino acids)
Molecular function (GO): protein dimerization activity
Source: RefSeq, a predicted model, not a curated record